AUGGAUGAAGACAACAAGUCACCAGCUUGCGUGCCUGAUAAGAUUGGAGAAACAACUCCAUUCUCUGUGGAAAAAUCAACGUUAGGGAUUGAUCCCUCAGGAAAAAUGGAAGACAUUAGUCCUAGUGUUAGUGACAUCCAUGCCAACGAUACGAAUGGCUCGCACGAGAACACAGUUGCAGCAGAAGAGAAAUCUGGCGACAAAAACUUGGGCCGCAGGCAAAUUGCUGAAGGUUCACAAAGUAUUCAUGAGAAUGAAGUUGAGACAGUUGGUCCUACGAAAGUUGCAAGAGAAGGGAAAAACUCUCCUAUUAAGAGAGCAAAAUCUGGUGGAGAUCCAAUACUUAUACCCAUAGUGCUGAAGAUGGCUGAAUUUGAUCAUAAGGCAUUACUUGAGGAAUGGAUCUCUGCUCGUAUACCUAGAGAUAAAUACCAAGUCAAGGACAAAGAAAGGCUCAUUGCCAAUUUAAAAACUCUCCAGGACUAUCUCAUCUCUGCUCUUUCACUUCACAGGGUCUGA
Messenger RNA from Linum trigynum, 519 nucleotides. NCBI's taxonomy places the organism in Eukaryota, Viridiplantae, Streptophyta, Magnoliopsida, Malpighiales, Linaceae. The record is from the annotation of a GenBank genome assembly.